AUGCGGGGAACGAGGAACGAAAAACGGGGAACGGGAAUAAACGCGGGGAACGAGGAACGGAACAGAUGCGGGAACGAGGAACGGAACGCGGGAACACGGAACACGGGAACGAAUAACGGAAUAGACGCGGGGAACGAGGAACGAAACAGACAUACUGAACGAGGAACGAAACAGACGCAAGGAACAACGAAACGGAACACGUGCGGGGAACGAGGAACGGAACAGAAGCUAGGAACGAGGAACGGAGCACAAGAACGAAUAACGGGAAUAGACGCGGGGAACGAGGAACAAAACAGAUGCAAGGAACGAGGAACGAAACAGAUGCAAGGAACGAGGAACGGAACAGACGAGGAACUGCCAGGAACGGAACAGACGCAAGGAACGAGGAACGAGGGGAACGAGGAAGGGAACAGAUGCAAGGAACAGGGAACGAAACAGACGCAAGGAACAACGAACCGGAACACGUGCCGAAAACGAAAUCCCAAGCGGAACCUCGGAACGGAACGCUCCCCCUGGAACGCGCAGCCAGAUAGCAAAAAACUACGAAAAGCCAGAUCCAAGAACUUCCACAUGAAGCCGGUGCCAGUGCAGAUACACGUUUAUGGCAAAUGGCGCGUUUUGAGGGUUCUAGAAAAAGGGUUCCAGACUAGGCAGGAACACGAAACCUUGGGGUCUGAACCUAGUCUGGCCAAUGUUCAAGAGUAG
Molecule: messenger RNA, 705 nt
Organism: Penaeus vannamei (Pacific white shrimp)
Lineage: Eukaryota; Metazoa; Arthropoda; Malacostraca; Decapoda; Penaeidae
Source: RefSeq, a predicted model, not a curated record